Molecule: messenger RNA, 1146 nt
Organism: Aspergillus terreus NIH2624
Lineage: Eukaryota; Fungi; Ascomycota; Eurotiomycetes; Eurotiales; Aspergillaceae
Exons: 9
Coding region: 1-1146 (381 amino acids)
Source: RefSeq, a predicted model, not a curated record
AUGACAUCCCAGUCGAGCCUUGAAGUGAAGUGUCGGAACUGUGACCAUCCUCUGUCAGACCAUGAGGAUUAUCAUCCACUUCAUCUUCAACCGACUCCAACAGCAACCACACAGAGACGCACAUCGCUAAAAAUGGUUACGCAAGGACACAGUAUCAACGGUAGCUGCUGCUAUAGAUUCUCAAAACGUCAUGUUAAAACGGGAACACCAGCAAGCGGCGAGACGUUUAUCUCGGAAAUUUCAAGGGACUAUUAUCUCGAGAACCACAGAAAUACGUUGUUGUUAAAACCAUGGAAGUCUUUGGAAACUUUCCCUGGCCGUGAUCCCUGGAUCCAAUUCGCAUCGUCCCUACAAGAAAGUAAAUUGCACGUUCAAUUACAACGCCAUGAGGUACUUACACAACCUCACAAUCGGACAUUCCGGAGGGAUGACAUCUUUAGUCAGUCUAUUCAUGAUGAUGGGUUAGGUUCAUCGGAUGUUGUCCUGCCAUCACGCUUGCGUGAGAAAUGGCUCGAAUACAUCCUUGAAGGCAAGAAAUUAUCGACUUCUGAGAAAUGUCGGCUUAUGGAAGCACAAUACCAGGACGAGUUCUACGGGUCAUUCAAUCUCGUGGCAGGCCGAGGAGUACCAAUCUGCAGCGAAUGGUCCAGAAGCAGUGAUGGCCGUGUUGACUUCUAUAUUCCGGAGAAAAAGUGGGCGAUUGAGUUGCUUAGAGACCAUGACCGCGUCAAUGAACACAUCUCUCGGCCCAAGGAAGGGGCAUCAUAUCAUUCUUGGUUGAACGAGAAGACGGGCUACGUCCCUGAUUAUGAGGAAGUCGAGGCGUUCAAGGUGGAUUGCGUUCUCGAUGCUCAGGCGUUCGUCUUGUGUUGCCAAUAUCACCAAAGGAAUUCGGUGUGCGAGCCACCCUCCCUAGCGAUCGAAGCCGCGGCCGAUAUCUUUGUUCAUUGUUUGGACUCCAAUGACAUCUGGCCCAACGACGACGUUCCCAGCUGGUUUCCGGUGGCGCAUCGCAACCUCGCCCACGCAUUUGAUAAUGCGGAGACCGCCCAUCGCCGCGCUCACAAGCUGACUGUGGCCAAGGAGAAACGAGGUGGAUAUGAUUACCAGAAGAAGCCUUUGAUUGACAUUCGUCCGCAGAAUUAA